AUGAAUAACAUGAAAGCUUUCGUCGAAAAGUUCCGAAAGUCAAGUGAUAACUUAAAAAAGGAUGACGAGCUCUACCUAGAAAGAAAACAACUUAACUCACUUCAUAAUUACUUUUCCCACUCACUGCUAUACUUGGAGAGAUUAGAGAGUGUUAUAAAGAACAUAAAUAUCAUGAUAAGUGAUUUGAAUAGGAGUCUAAUGUCUUUCUUUGAAAAUGACGUGAAUUUAGAAACAAUAAAACAUGUAUCUUACAUACUGAACACUUUUAAUGAUGUGAGGGAGCAGAUAACUAGUCAUAUUGCAAAUUCGAAAGUGGCUGCAAAUAACAUCCUUGAAAAUAUUAAGACGUUACAGAAUUUGUGCUCGAGGAAGAAAAAUUUAGGAGCAUCCAUAGAACACUAUGAAAAGAAAAUUAGAAAAUUACAACUCGUUACCACUUCGAAUCAGAAGCAUUUGGAUAAAGUGAUUAGAAAUGAAGCCAAGUUGAACAUGGUAAAAAAUGAUUACUUAAAAUAUCAUGACGCUAUUAAGAAAGGGUUUGAAGUUAUUUUGGAAAAUAAAACGAACAAGGUUUUAUUUGAUGCUCGGAAGGACUUGGAGAUUUUGUUGUGUUACUUCUCCCUCAUGAAUUCGGUUUCCCUCAAGUUGAAGGACCCCCUGAAGGAGCUGAAAUUCAAAUGCCCGGACGCGAAGAAGCCCAAAAUGCCAAUCGAUUACAAUUUCUUCCUGGAGGAGGAAGACGACAUGAAUUUCUUCAAAGAAAAGAAGAAAGGGUACAGCCACACCGCCAGCAUGCAGAAUGUACACAAUGUGCUGAGUGUGCGCAGUAUGCAGAAUAUGCAUAGUGCGCAGAGUAUGCAUAAUGUGCAUAGUAUGCAUAAUGCGCAGAGUAUGCAAAUGAGCAGUGGGAAAAGUAGAGACUAUAACUACAGUAGCAACAGCAGUGUCAGUAUCAACCCCUUCGGUCGCAACCCCCUGGCGAGUUUAGAAAACAAAAUGUGCAAGAAGCCAGUAAACCAUGCUGCGCUAGCCGAACCUGAUGUUAAAAAAGAAUCCACUUUUUUCAACAUUAAAAGUCUUCUAGGCGUUGCUGAAAAGUCGGCGUCAUCCUCAGCGCCCCCGAAGGCAAAGAGCUUUUCCUCCCCGAACAUCGCCCCGGCCUUUCCGCAGUAG
Messenger RNA from Plasmodium cynomolgi strain B, 1173 nucleotides. RefSeq lists its product as hypothetical. The record is from RefSeq and is a predicted model, not a curated record. The coding region runs from base 1 to 1173 and encodes 390 amino acids. NCBI's taxonomy places the organism in Eukaryota, Apicomplexa, Aconoidasida, Haemosporida, Plasmodiidae. The transcript is spliced from 3 exons.